AUGGCCUCUCUUUCUUUUGCCACCACAAGGUUCACACGUUUAUUGGGAAACAGUUUUCGUGUAGUAUCUCUUAAACCUUUGUCGCGCAAUGUGUCUACAGCACAAAUUACAGAACAAGCUACGACGGCUGCGAAGAAAGCUCAAAACUCGGUAGAGAAAAUAAGUGCUCUUCGAAAGUUAAUAGUCGAAGAUGCCCUGGUGGCCAAAGAAAUCCUCAAGGAAAUAUGGGUAAAAGAGGGAUUAGCGCCUCCCAAUAAAGCACAAUUCGAAGAAGCACAAGGCUUCUUUACGAAACAUUACGAUGAACUUCGUACACUUAAAUCGAAGAAACUUCAGUCGUAUAGUGGACGUGAUUAUGCAGUAUAUGCGAUUCGUUCGGUUGAGGUUGCUGGUUUCUUUUUUAUCGGGGAGGUAAUCGGUCGUAGAAGUUUGAUUGGGUAUAAUGUGUAA
Ambispora gerdemannii is the source of this 450-nucleotide messenger RNA. NCBI's taxonomy places the organism in Eukaryota, Fungi, Glomeromycota, Glomeromycetes, Archaeosporales, Ambisporaceae. The record is from the annotation of a GenBank genome assembly.